This is a messenger RNA of Protopolystoma xenopodis, 804 nucleotides long. The record is from the annotation of a GenBank genome assembly. NCBI's taxonomy places the organism in Eukaryota, Metazoa, Platyhelminthes, Monogenea, Polystomatidea, Polystomatidae.
GGUCUGUUUCCCGAACAACUCGAUGUUGCAUUCAAUGAGCGCAUCGAAACAAUUAGGGCGGCCAUCGCAGCCCAGCGUAUUAGCCUCUUGAAGUUACGAACUGGUACGACAUCGUCAUCCAUUGGUACAUCUGGAGGUUCUUCCUCUCUUUCUUGUCUCCAAUCUACCUUCGCCACAAAUAGAGAAGUACUUCCUGUCUGUGCACCCAAUUUUCUGCGCAAGACUUCCUUCAGCACUGCCACUGCAAAGCCUGGUUUGGCUACCGCUUAUUCCACCCCUGCUUCAAACUCGACCGAUUUUGAGUUGCCCAGCGCGAAUAUUGCGACACCUUCAUCCACAACAUUUGAAUCCAAGAAUUCACUGCCCAGCCUCACAAACGUUGAGCCUGCCGACCUAUCCAAGCCUACGGCGUCUGGAGCAGGGUUUGAAAGUCGUGAAAGUAACACGGAUUCUGCAAUGAACAACGAAAACCUGGACAGAGGUGAAAUGGAAAACUAUGACUCUUCUCAAGACCUACACGGACCGUCUCGACAGAGCAUAGAGGAUCAGCAUACCAACUGCCAAUCCGUGUUUCCCAUUCGACCCACUGGCCGCUGCCGGCCCAGACGGCGACGCAAGGCAAAGUGCCGAUUUAGAGCUGAUGGAACUGCAUCAUGGCCGAAAUUAAGGAAUUCUCGCCAUCGUAUUACUAGCCACCAAAGGCUAAUGCAUAUGCCAAACGUGCCCGACCUCCUACUAGCUCGUCUUUUUGGACUUAAAUCUCCGGUCCUCCUCCGCUCUACUCCCUAUCUAGCACUCAUUUAA